Branchiostoma floridae (Florida lancelet) is the source of this 720-nucleotide messenger RNA. Its product is annotated as D-beta-hydroxybutyrate dehydrogenase, mitochondrial-like. The transcript has 5 exons. Bases 244 to 720 code for a protein of 158 amino acids. Lineage: Eukaryota; Metazoa; Chordata; Leptocardii; Amphioxiformes; Branchiostomatidae. The record is from RefSeq and is a predicted model, not a curated record.
UCCAUCAUCAGUGACGUCAAUCUGAACAGUACUCAGCCUGCUCGAGCACUCUGCACGGAGUUUCUUCGACCCCUCCCCACCACUGUCUGCCAGCAGACAGCCGGCAAACACCGUGAAGCCCAGCGAGUCCAGACGUUUGGCCAGUCCAAAUCCGAAACCACUGUCACAACCUGUUUAAAUAAAGCCAGACAUGUAGGACGUGUCGUGAACAUCUCUAGUGUAGGUGGGCUUCACGCAGUCCCCAUGGCUAGUGCCUAUUCCAUGACCAAGGCCGCCAUGGAAUUUUUCUCGGACGCCUUAAGGCAUGAGAUGCACAAGUGGGGAGUCCAAGUCGUCAUCGUGGAACCUGGCAGCUUUGCACGGGCUACAGAUAUCAUCUUGCCUGCCGUUUACAAGAAGUUAGUUGAGGAUAUGCGGAACAACGCGGAAGAUGUUGUUAAGGAAGAUUAUGGCAUGGAGUAUUUCGACUUCAAGAUGGAACAACUGAGGCUGUUUGCCCACGGCGAAGGUGCUUCUAGGGAUCCAACGGCUGUGAUAGACGCUAUGGUGGACGCCGUCACCCUGACCACCCCCUCACAUCGCUACUUGGUCGGGUCGAGUUUUGAGGACUACGUCACUUGGAUGUGGUUAGGCUACUUUCCCACACGGUGGACUGGUUCUACCCUGCUGGCUGAGAAGGAAGGCGACCCGAAACCAGCCAUGCUGAAGAAAAAUCACUAG